GGCUUGUCACCUUGCUAAGCAGGCAUUUGAUGAAGCAAUCUCUGAGUUGGAUACUCUGAGUGAGGAGUCAUACAAAGACAGCACCCUAAUUAUGCAGCUUUUGAGGGACAACCUCACCUUGUGGACUUCUGACAUCCCUGAUGAUGGAGAAGAACAAAAGGUGGAUUCUGCCCGAGCUGCUGGAGGUGAAGAUGCAUAG
Messenger RNA from Sphenostylis stenocarpa, 199 nucleotides. Lineage: Eukaryota; Viridiplantae; Streptophyta; Magnoliopsida; Fabales; Fabaceae. The record is from the annotation of a GenBank genome assembly.